Messenger RNA from Talaromyces amestolkiae, 1275 nucleotides. RefSeq lists its product as uncharacterized. Bases 1 to 1275 code for a protein of 424 amino acids. NCBI's taxonomy places the organism in Eukaryota, Fungi, Ascomycota, Eurotiomycetes, Eurotiales, Trichocomaceae. The transcript has a single exon. The record is from RefSeq and is a predicted model, not a curated record. Gene Ontology annotation, biological process: lipoate biosynthetic process. Gene Ontology annotation, cellular component: mitochondrion. Gene Ontology annotation, molecular function: lipoate synthase activity; 4 iron, 4 sulfur cluster binding.
AUGGCAGCUUCGUCGACCCGGCUGCGAUGCUUAUACGCAUCAUCCUCAGCAUGGAAGAAAUCUCCGUCCCAACCACUAAUCUCCCUAUCUCGCCACUACGCGACAACCAGCUCUACACCCUCAACUCCAUCACUAAGCUCCGAGGCAACCCCUAAAAGACGCAAAACAACCACAUUCAAAGACAAACUCAACGCCGGCCCUUCCUUCGCCGACUUCGUCAGCGGCAAUGGAGACCCCAACAACGCUCCUCUCGACCCCCAGGACGCCUACGCCAUCGAAACGGUCAUGAUCCCAGGCCCCGCAGGUCGUGGCAAGAAGGAACAUACCCGUCUCCCCUCAUGGCUCAAGACGCCCAUCCCAGACUCUACAAAUUACAAACGUAUCAAGAAGGAUUUGAGAGGGUUGAAGCUGAACACCGUUUGCGAGGAAGCGCGCUGUCCCAAUAUUUCGGAUUGUUGGGGUGGAAGCGAUAAGUCUGCGGCGACGGCGACGAUUAUGUUGAUGGGUGAUUCGUGCACUCGUGGUUGCAGAUUCUGUAGCGUCAAGACUCUACGGACGCCAGGACCGCUAGACCCUCAUGAACCCGAAAAUACAGCCGAGGCGCUUUCGCGCUGGGGAUUGGGCUACGUCGUGCUCACAAGCGUGGAUCGCGACGAUCUCUCCGAUGGUGGCGCACACCACUUCGCUGAAACAGUCAUGAAAAUCAAGCAGAAAGCUCCGGGUAUCCUCGUCGAAUGUCUCACGGGCGAUUUCGCCGGUGAUCUCGACAUGGUCUCCCUCGUCGCCAAAUCUGGCUUGGAUGUCUACGCUCACAACGUCGAGACCGUCGAAGCCCUAACGCCACAUGUCCGCGACCGCCGCGCAACAUUCCAGCAGUCUCUAAGAGUCCUCGAAGCUGCGAAACGCGCCAAACCGUCUCUUAUCACAAAGACAUCUAUGAUGCUCGGUUUCGGCGAAACAGAAGAGCAAAUGUGGGAUGCGUUGCGGCAACUGCGCGCUUCGAAUGUUGACGUGGUCACUUUUGGGCAGUAUAUGCGGCCCACGAAGAGACAUAUGGCAGUGCACGAGUACGUCACGCCCGAUAAAUUUGAAUUGUGGAGACAGCGGGCCUUGGAGAUGGGGUUCUUGUAUGUUGCGUCGGGUCCGUUGGUGAGGAGUAGUUAUAAGGCUGGAGAGGCUUUUAUUGAGAAUGUGUUAAAGAAGAGGAGGGGUGUUGGGAAUACACCGGGUGCUGAGGUGACGGCUGAGGUGCCGGUGGAUGUGCUUGCGAAGUAG